GCAACGCGGCCCGCGAAUUUGGAUUUUCGUAUACUUCCAUGUUAGCCUAGCUGUUUGUCUCUCUGUAUUUACUUGGACGCUUUGGUCUGACAGAGAGUUUCCUGUGGAGAGUUUCAUAUGUGAAUGGGGGAUGAGCAGCCCGGGACAGAGCAGCGGGACAACCAAACCAGCUGAUCUGUUUGAAGACUUAUGGAGGCAGCUGGGAGACUGCCACCAAAAUGCACUUCAAGAAUUGGAGGCAAAAGUGAGCAAGCUGAAGAAAGAUCGCUGUCUAGAUGCUCAGAGGCUGGAGGUGUUUUACAAUCGCAACCAGCAGCUCAAGGAGCAAAACAAAACCCUGCAGGAUGCCAUCACUCUCCUGGAGGACAAGCUUCGGACAGGAGAGUGUGAUCGAUGCGUCGUGUUAGAGGAGAACUUCAAGACCCAUCAACAUCAAAAUUUGCAACUUAUUGCCAAAUUAAAGAAUGAAAAAAACAGUCUGGAGGAUGAGAACAGAAAACUACACACCGAGCUGCAAAAGUUAAAGAUGUCUCGUUCGGAGCUCCACGAGGCCUCACCGCAGGAAGAGGAAGAGGGCAUCAUCCCAGACUCACCGAUCCUGUCGAGCUCGCUGCCUGUGGUGAACAGACUGAAGAAACGGAAAAAUAUCAACAAAAACAAGCAUGUCCGCUAUGCAGAGAUGCCUCUGCCAAAGUCUAACACUUCACUCUUCGACGAGAUAAAUAAAGAGCCCACAAGAAACCCAGGGUGGGGUGAAGUGCUCGUACCCAACACUUGUGAAAUGGACGCAUCCCAGAUUUCAGUUUCAGAAGAAGUGAAUAAUGAUGGGGAAGAAGUGAUUGCAGAAACCUGUGGUUUUGAACUUCUUGAUAAGCGUCCUAUGAAAAUGGAGACCUCUGCAAGACAACAAAGCAGCACAAAAACUCGCUGGAAGCAUGAAGGCCGUUUAAAGUCUCACUGCUCCUCCCAUUCAUCCACACUGAUCCAUAGUGCAGACAGCACCACAGAAAGAUCCCCAUCUCUGCUCCCAAGUGUCAAACGGUUUUCAGAAGACGGCUCCGUUUGGAAGGCGAAAAGAAUAAAGCAGGAAAGUGACCAUGAGGUGCAGGAGGGCAACAAACAAGGAACCCAUGAAGGGUCAGACAAAGAGGAGGAAAGCAGACACCUGCAGCCUGAACUGCUCAACCAAGCGACCUCAUCUGCAAGUAAUCAAAGCGUCAAGAAGGAGCUUUUGGACAUCAAGGUCCAGUCAGCACAAGCAGAGACUUCCCGCCAGAAGUCCAACGUUUCUUUUGUAAGUCCUACUUUCAAGAAGCCCAACAGUAAGGUUAAAAAAGAUGCAGAUGGUGCGGGCCAGAAAGGAAGUCCUCUGCAGGAUCUGAAUGCUUCACACGGCCAGCCUGAAGGAAAACCUGCUGAAAAGAAGCACACGGUGGAGAAUAUGUGGAGCCUUGACCCUGCCCUCGCUCUGUCCAUGUAUGACAGUGAGUGGAGAAGAGACGAGGAAAUGGAAGAAGAGCAGCAUCUGGCAGAUACUGACUGCACUUGGGUCAGUCACAGCUUACUUCAGGGUCAAAGACAUAAUGUCAUGGACAGAGAAGACAAUGUGCCUGGACUAGGCAUGAAGGCAAAUGACAGUUUGGAUAUGUUGUUUGAGACAACAGCGAAUGGAGAGUACAAGUCCUUCACCAGUUCACGUGGAGGCCAGAGCCAGCCUUGUGACGAAGAGGAGGAGGAGGAGGAAGAAGAGGACGACGAUGAACAAGAUCUUUGUGAAAACAGUGCACGUCAGAGUAAAGCACGACACCCGACAUUUCCACACGUGGCAGUAAUUCGUAAGAAAGAUGAGAGAAGAAAGCUGAAGGGCACUACCUGCAAGGAAUGUGAAAUUUAUUACGCACAUCUGCCAGAGGAGGAAAAACAGAAAAAACUGUCCGCCUGCUCCAGACAUCGCUUUCUGUAUAUUCCUCCUUGUACUCCUGAAAACUUCUGGGAAGUUGGCUUCCCAUCAACACAAACAUGCAUUGAUAGAGGUUACAUCAAGGAAGACAAGAAUCCUGAGGCACGUCUGCGGAGAAGACAACCACUCACUGCUUUAUUCUCUCCAAAGCAAAGCCAGCAGGACUAAAAAGAUUCUCUGUUAGAAGACUGUUGAACUGACGCGUUUACUGAGAAUCUGUGAGAAGAACAGGCUUUUUACUGUGUUCAAAUUGUUCUGCUAGCACAGAUGCUGUUUUAAAGUGACCUUAAGAAUGUUCAGUGUUUCAGUGUAACGACUAUUUGGCUGGUUUGUGUUUUUGUACGUAACAUGUUUAAAUAAAUAAAAGAUUAACCAUA
This is a messenger RNA of Acanthochromis polyacanthus (spiny chromis), 2337 nucleotides long. It is a transcript of the gene rbbp8, whose product is annotated as retinoblastoma binding protein 8. The transcript is spliced from 19 exons. The record is from RefSeq and is a predicted model, not a curated record. Gene Ontology annotation, molecular function: double-stranded DNA binding; flap-structured DNA binding; single-stranded DNA binding. Lineage: Eukaryota; Metazoa; Chordata; Actinopteri; Pomacentridae. Bases 131 to 2128 code for a protein of 665 amino acids. Gene Ontology annotation, biological process: double-strand break repair via homologous recombination; DNA double-strand break processing involved in repair via single-strand annealing. Gene Ontology annotation, cellular component: site of double-strand break.